Messenger RNA from Cucurbita moschata (crookneck pumpkin), 806 nucleotides. Its product is annotated as CASP-like protein 1E2. The record is from RefSeq and is a predicted model, not a curated record. The transcript has 2 exons. Bases 58 to 645 code for a protein of 195 amino acids. NCBI's taxonomy places the organism in Eukaryota, Viridiplantae, Streptophyta, Magnoliopsida, Cucurbitales, Cucurbitaceae.
AAAUUUUAUGUCCCACUUUCUUGGGAAUCCAAACCCUAAUCGUCUGAGAGAGGGAACAUGGAAGUGGAGAGAAGAUCAGUGAAAAAGGAAGAAGAAGAAGAAGAAGAAGACAUGAACAAGAACGUAAUGCUUAACCAUAUGGCUCAAAUGGGUUUUAGGUUUUUGGGAUUUGUGUUGAGCUUAGUGGCAGCCAUUGUCGUGGGACUCAACAAACAGUCCAAGGUUGUUCCUCUUACUGUCUCCCUCAACCUCCCUCCUUUGGAUUAUACUCUCACCGCUAACUGGCAUUACUUGUCUGCUCUCGUGUAUCUUUUAGCGACGAAUGUGAUAGCAUGUUCGUACAGCUUCCUAUCGUUCGUUUUUUUGUUAAAAAACAAGAACAAGGACAGCAUCUUAGCGUUAUUGGUAAUUGUUCUCGACACGGUGAUGGUGGCGCUGCUCUUCUCCAGCAGCGGAGCUGCAGCGGCGGUCGGAGUCAUUGCGUACCACGGGAACUCACACGUGCAAUGGAAUAAAGUGUGCGAUGUAUAUGGUAGAUUUUGCAAGCAAAUGGCAGCGUCUACUGUGCUCUCUCUUGCCGGUGCUGUAGUAUUUAUGUUGCUUGUUGUGUUGGCUUCUGUGGGCCUCCAGAAGAGGCCCAAAUAAAUGGGCUGGGCUUUGGGCCUGUAUUUAAAGCUUCUUCACGGCCCAUCUAAAUGGGCUUUGGCUCUAUUCCUCACAGCCCAAUUUAAAGGUUAGGUUAUCAGUUGUGGAAUUGAAAAUGUUACAAGAAGACUAUUUAUGCAUUAUAUUUUUAUUUACCUCAA